This is a messenger RNA of Gastrolobium bilobum, 1153 nucleotides long. Its product is annotated as abscisic acid receptor PYL8-like. Lineage: Eukaryota; Viridiplantae; Streptophyta; Magnoliopsida; Fabales; Fabaceae. Gene Ontology annotation, molecular function: signaling receptor activity; protein phosphatase inhibitor activity; abscisic acid binding. Gene Ontology annotation, biological process: abscisic acid-activated signaling pathway. The transcript is spliced from 3 exons. The record is from RefSeq and is a predicted model, not a curated record. Bases 183 to 749 code for a protein of 188 amino acids. Gene Ontology annotation, cellular component: nucleus; cytoplasm.
GCUCCCGUGGUGGUUUCCGUGAUCCGUGGCGGUAACUCUGACUCUCACGCGCAUCUUUUAUUCUCUCGAAGCUCUCGCCGGACGGCGAUCGGAGCUCGGCGGCGGCAUUCGAUUAGGCAUCGGAGUUUCAUGGUUGGCGAGAUUGGAAGUUGAAACGCUGCGUUUUGAGGAGAAGGAACAAAAUGAAUGGGAUUGGGAAUGGGGGAUUGAGCAGUGUGGAGAUGGAGUAUAUACGAAGGCACCAUAGACACGAGCCUGGGGAGAAUCAGUGUGCCUCUGCGCUCGUUAAGCAUAUAAGAGCACCGGUUCCACAGGUAUGGUCGUUGGUGAGGAGGUUUGAUCAGCCGCAGAAGUACAAGCCAUUUGUAAGCAGAUGUGUUGUAAGGGGAAACCUUGAGAUUGGGAGUCUGAGAGAAGUUGAUGUUAAGUCAGGGCUUCCUGCCACCACAAGUACAGAAAGAUUGGAGCUCCUUGAUGAUAAUGAGCAUAUUCUCAGCAUCAGGAUAAUUGGUGGUGAUCAUAGACUCAGGAACUAUUCUUCUAUCAUGUCCCUCCACCCAGAAAUUAUUGAUGGAAGGCCAGGUACAUUGGUAAUUGAAUCUUUUGUGGUGGAUAUACCUGAGGGGAACACAAAGGAUGAGACCUGCUACUUUGUUGAAGCCUUAAUUAAGUGCAAUCUCAAAUCACUUGCUGAUGUCUCAGAAGGGCUUGCAGUACAAGAUCGCACUGAACCAAUUGACCGGAUAUAGGAGCUUAUGAUAAGAAGUUGCUGAGAACUUGGCUGCCAUGGAUGAAGCUUCGGGGGCUUUCCUAUCUCGGAGGCUUAGGAGAUGGACUGGCAAUUGUGCUGCUUCCAUUAGUUAUACAGUAGGAGAAUUCUUCAUUCCAUUUGCUCUAUUGGAUUGUUAUAUAUGCCCGUUUCUCUCUGUAGUCGUUAAAGAAAAGAAUAUUUGAGACAGGUGACUGAAUCCAGUACAGUAACAGGUGAAAGACCAGAUACUUCUUGGAGAUGUCCAUGGUUUUGGUCUUCGUGGUAUGCUCUUUUUUGUAUAUAGGUGGUGGUGAAACAUGUUCUGUAAAAUUGUUUUGAUUGGUCAGCCGUAGUGUUUCUAAUUGCCGUAAAAAUUAAGGGAAAUAUUUUUCUUAUGUUAUA